UGUGUGGAAGAGCGGGAUUCCCUUUCAAGGCUCUAUCGGGCAGAAUGGCUUCUGAAGUCCAUCCCCCGGAGAGUCUGCGAUUCGUUUGUGCUAGAGCUUCUCGGUCCCUGGUAUUUCUCGGGAUCGCUACCAGGUCUGCGGAGCGCCUUGUGUGGGCAGGGAAGCGGCGCCGCUUCCUCGCGCAGGAAGCCUUGCCUGAGCCUUCCCUCCGGCCCACGAGGGCCAAGGGAAACGCUGCCCCCGCCCCACGCGUCCCACGGGGUUGCGCUCGUGUCAGGUCCUCACCGGCGGGGGGGCGGAGCCCUGACAAGCCAGGGAAGCCCAGCGGCAAAGGCCGCGCCCGGGGGCGGGCGCGUGGGCGCGUGGGCGCGGGGAGAGGGCCGCAAGCCGGCCCGAACGUGGGGGAGGGGGCGGAGCUCAGGGCCCGCCCCUGGUGCCGGAGCUCGCGGCCUCGUUGUGCGUCUGGGUGGUGGCAGGCAGCGGCCCCAGACGCCCGUGUGGGGGUAAAGCAGAGGCGAGGGGGCCUGCCUUGGGCCUGUAGAGUGAGAUCCGGCCAGGCGUCCGCAGGAAAGGGUCAGGGUGGAGGCGGCCCAGCACAGAGCCCCUCUGCCCGAAGCCCGCCGAGGAGACUGGCAGAAGGGGCAGUCCGGUGCCCCCCAUGCCCCCGGGGGGAGAGGAUCAACAGCCUCGGGGCUGCUCAGGGCCGCGGGGGGCCGCGGCCAGGCCGUUUGACGGCACCUGAGAGACCGGGGCUACUUUGGGGAGGGCAGUGUCAGUGCAGUGAUGGGGCAGGAGGGCAGGAAGAGGAGGAGGUGGUCCCCGAUGCUCUCUUAGGAGAGGCGGCCAGAGAGAGGCCAGGGACGCGUGGGGAGCAGCUGGAGCAAAUGAAUGUUGCUGAGCGAUACGUUUUUGUGGUAGAAUGGUAUGAUCCAAAUGCUUCACUUCUGCGACGUUAUGACCUUUUAUAUUACCCUGUGGAUGGAUCUGUUGAAAUGCAUGAUUUAAAGAAUCAUCGUGUCUUUCUGAAGAGAACUCCAUAUGAGAGUGUGCAUCUACAAGAUUUGUUUAUUGGUAAUAGAGUGACUAUUUUUUCCCGACAACUGCAUCUGAUUGACUAUGGAGAUCAAUACACAGCCCGCCAGUUGUGCAAUAGAAAAGAAAAGACCCUGGCAUUACUUAAACCAGAUGCAGUACCACAUGCUGGAGAGAUAAUUGAUAUAAUAAAUAAAGCUGGAUUUAAAAUCAGCAAACUCAAGAUGAUGAUGCUUUCAAGGAAAGAAGCAACAGAUUUUUAUGUUGAUCAUCUAUCAAAGCCAUUAUAUAAUGAGCUUAUCCAGUUUAUUACAAGUGGUCCUGUUAUUGCUAUGGAGAUUUUAGGAAAUGAUGCUGUCAAUGAAUGGAAGAAAUUAAUAGGACCUGCAAACCCUUGUGUAGCUUGUACAGAUUUUCCUGAAACCAUUAGAGCAAAAUUUGGAACAGAUAGUGUAAGAAAUACAGUUCAUGGUCCUGAUUCUUUUGCUACUGCUGCUAAGGAAUUAGAAUUGUUCUUUCCCUCAAGUGGAAGUGGUGGCCCAGUAAAUACUGCAAAAUUUACUAACUGUACUUGCUGCAUUAUUAAACCUCAUGCUAUUAGUGAAGGGCUAUUGGGAAAGAUCCUAAUUGCCAUCCGAGAUGCAGGCUUUGAAAUUUCAGCUAUGCAGAUGUUCUAUAUGGAUCAAGUUAAUGUUGAAGAAUUUUAUGAAGUUUAUAAAGGAGUAGUAGCUGAAUUUAGUGAUAUGGUGACAGAACUGUAUUCUGGUCCUUGUGUAGCAUUAGAGAUUCAACAAAAUAAUACUACAAAGACAUUCCGUGAAUUGUGUGGACCUGCUGAUCCUGAAAUAGCUCGUCAUCUCCGCCCUGGAACUCUCCGAGCUAUCUUUGGGAAGAACAGAAUUCAGAAUGCUGUUCACUGUACUGAUCUGCCUGAGGAUGGUCUUUUAGAGGUGCAAUAUUUUUUCAAGAUCUUGGAAAAUUAGCAAUAUUAAAAAUGGAUCGGUAACAAAAUGGAACCCUGGAGACAAGAGCAAAGCACACAAAUUAAGUUACGUGUUCAUUCAUUUAUUGUCCAUUGUUUUAACCUGACUGAAUACAAGAUCAACAAGAGCACUGUACUCCUGGCAAUUAUUACAUAUGUUAGAACAUAGAUUUUGCACUUUAGACAACAUUUAACACCAGUCUAUGGGGUACUGCAUUGCUUUUUAUAAAGUUCAAAAUAAAGAUUUAUUUUCAAACAAGUGACUUUGGUUUAUUUCAUACAUUACACUUUUUCUUGCAGAAAAAAAUAAAAUUGUACAACUGCAUAAAUAUAAAAUUCUUCCACCAUGAAAAUGGUUAAAACAUUCAUAAAGACACAGCACCAGCAUGUGAUGCCUCCAGAGAAAGAAAAGGAAAAAAAAAGAUAGAAAGAAAA
Sarcophilus harrisii (Tasmanian devil) is the source of this 2449-nucleotide messenger RNA. RefSeq names its product NME/NM23 family member 7 (gene NME7). Lineage: Eukaryota; Metazoa; Chordata; Mammalia; Dasyuromorphia; Dasyuridae. The record is from RefSeq and is a predicted model, not a curated record. Gene Ontology annotation, biological process: UTP biosynthetic process; CTP biosynthetic process; GTP biosynthetic process. The transcript is spliced from 12 exons. The coding region runs from base 45 to 2015 and encodes 656 amino acids. Gene Ontology annotation, molecular function: nucleoside diphosphate kinase activity. Gene Ontology annotation, cellular component: centrosome.